Papilio xuthus (Asian swallowtail) is the source of this 1886-nucleotide messenger RNA. RefSeq lists its product as uncharacterized. The coding region runs from base 77 to 1798 and encodes 573 amino acids. NCBI's taxonomy places the organism in Eukaryota, Metazoa, Arthropoda, Insecta, Lepidoptera, Papilionidae. The transcript is spliced from 5 exons. The record is from RefSeq and is a predicted model, not a curated record.
AAACAAAUAUUCCUGGUCUAAAGCAAAAUGGGCUAGCGAUUUCAUUGACAAUAUUAUCAAGAAAAUAAAAAAAGGAAUGUAUUAUACUCAACAUGACAUUGAUCGAGAAAACAUUACUUCUGGUACGGAAAUCGUAAUACCUGUCCCCAAGGUUGAAACUAUCCUUGAGGAUGAAAAUAUCAAUCAAGAAGUUUUUACAAAUGAUACAGACAGUUCAACUAUACCAGGCUUUGAUGAUAAUCAUAAUGUUGUGCCACUAAAAGUUGAUGUUAAAAUGAUUACUAGCACCUUAGUUUCGGUGCAUCACAGUUUAACGAAUGUUAUGUUACAAUUUGACAUUUGCAUUCCUUCUGUAUCAGAAUCCUCUCUAAAUUCGACGCUUCCAUCAUUCUCAUCAGUUAUAACACCUGAGAAUCAAAGUAUGCUAUAUAAAUAUCAGGAUAGAAUACCAAAUGGAAUGUUACCAGCAAAACUAUGCAGUAUAUUGCCCAAAUUUAUAUCGCAAAUAAUGAAAGAUAAAGCAUUCACAGAUUUACCCAAUUCGCCUUUCAAUAUUGAGCCGAAUACCAAACAGAUUAUUCCUCGGAUAAUUUUCUAUCCUAUUAUGCAGUUUGGUUCGGAAUUGCAAAGUUUAGUGACAGGUAAAUUUUCGAUAAAAGAAAGGUCGAUUAAAAAUGUAAAGAUCAGUCCUAUUUCUUCAAGUUUGGAUUGGUGUCAAGAGAAUACACUGAUAAAGAAAAUCGAAACAAAACGACUAGUAAAUUUCUCACCAACUUUACGCAAAUACAUGAAAUUUCAUUUUGAAAAAAUAUCUGAUAAAACAAAUGAUCAAAGAUUAGUUAUAAAACCAAUUAUGAAUACUUGCACGGCAAUGGUGCCUUAUAGUUCACCAUUAACCACGAUUAGAGAUGCGUUAGGUUUAAAUGAUUUAGAAAAACUAAUUUCUGGAAUAAAUAAUUUUAUGAUAAGAGUAAGUCAAUGGAAUAAGAAAUUUUUUUCUUCUCAUAAUUGUCGUAUUGACAUUUCCGACGAUCUACAGCGAAAAUUUGAUUCAAUGCCUAAAUUUUCAAUGACCUUAUCUAUCAGAGAUCUACCAUACACGAGAACGAAGGAUGUGGAUUCAACUAUUGAAACAAGGAUAUCAAAAUAUGACAAAUGUGGCCAUGAAAUUGCUAAAAAAUGCGUCAAGAAAACAUUUGUUAAGCUUCACAAGAAGUGCAAGUCACUGACGAGCAUGUCAAAAGAAAGUUGUAGUACUUCUUUAAAUAAAAUUACAAAUCUAGACGAAUUCUUUCAUGCCCUUGGAUGUUAUAAGCCAUUGUCUAAAGUUUUAAUGGGACAUUCGGAUAUAGCAAUCAUGUCAUCUAUUACAGAGAUGAGAAAUUGGAUUAAAGAAAUAACCCAAGCACAGGCUCUUCUUAUUCUCUUAUUAUCUAACAAAAAGGAAACCAGGAAUCUGAAAAGAUUCCGACCCAUGAUACUUCAAGGGAUUGCAGUGAACAGAAUAACUACAGCAGCAGAACUUGACAUGGAAAUUGAGGUUAUUGAAAAAGAGAAUCUGUGUAUAUCACAGAACGAAGGUAUUUCAUUUUUGUCUCAAUCCAACGAUAGCAGUCUUUUAGAUGAACUUUGUUGGAUCGCAAAAACAACUGCAUCUGAUUAUCAAAAGCCAUUUGAUGACUCAUCAGAGAAAUUAUUAAAAUCAUUGCUUGGGAAGCGAAAGAAACUGAAUCCCUCUUACCUCAGAGUAAUGGCUCGGUAUGUCGGUCUAGGAUUAUUGAAGCACCGCAGUGUUUAAAUUGAAGAGUAAAAUAUUAUGCAUUGCCAGUACUGUUUGACAGUGAUUAGAUUUUGAUACAUUUAAUUUAAAUACAUUAUACAACUUA